Molecule: messenger RNA, 1847 nt
Organism: Pteropus alecto (black flying fox)
Lineage: Eukaryota; Metazoa; Chordata; Mammalia; Chiroptera; Pteropodidae
Gene: CTSD
Product: cathepsin D
Exons: 8
Coding region: 59-1186 (375 amino acids)
Biological process (GO): proteolysis
Cellular component (GO): lysosome
Molecular function (GO): aspartic-type endopeptidase activity
Source: RefSeq, a predicted model, not a curated record
AGGCCCGAUCCCCUCUUACAGAAUCCCUCUGCACAAGUUUACGUCCAUCCGCCGGACCAUGUCGGAGAUGGGGGGCCCCGUGGAAGACCUCAUCGCCAAAGGCCCCAUUUCGAAAUACGCCCAGGGGGCGCCCGCUGUGAGCGGGGGGCCCAUCCCUGAGAUGCUCAAGAAUUACAUGGACGCCCAGUACUACGGGGAGAUCGGCAUCGGGACACCGCCACAGUGCUUCACGGUCGUCUUCGACACCGGCUCCUCCAACCUGUGGGUCCCCUCCAUCCACUGCAAGCUGCUGGACAUCGCCUGCUGGAUCCACCACAAGUACAACAGCGGCAAGUCCAGCACGUACGUGAGGAACGGCACGGCCUUCGACAUCCACUACGGCUCGGGCAGCCUCUCCGGGUACCUGAGCCAGGACACCGUGUCGGUGCCCUGUAAGUCGGCCCCGUCGCCGCCGAGCAGCGUCAAGGUGGAGAGGCAGAUCUUCGGGGAGGCCACCAAGCAGCCAGGCAUCACCUUCAUUGCGGCCAAGUUCGACGGCAUCCUGGGCAUGGCCUACCCCCGCAUCUCGGUCAACAACGUGCUGCCCGUCUUCGACAACCUGAUGCAGCAGAAGCUGGUGGACAAGAACAUCUUCUCCUUCUACUUGAACAGGGACCCCAACGCGCAGCCGGGGGGCGAGCUGAUGCUGGGUGGGACCGACUCCAAGUACUACACGGGCUCCCUGAGCUACCUCAACGUCACCCGCAAGGCGUACUGGCAGGUGCACAUGGAGCAGGUGGACGUGGGGAACAGCCUGACCCUGUGCAAGGCUGGCUGCGAGGCCAUCGUGGACACGGGCACGUCCCUGGUGGUGGGCCCCGUGGAGGAGGUGCGCGCCCUGCAGAAGGCCAUCGGGGCAGUGCCGCUGAUCCAGGGCGAGUACAUGAUCCCCUGCGAGAAGGUGUCCAGCCUGCCCGAGGUCACUCUGAAGCUGGGGGGCAAAGGCUACAAGCUAGGCGCAGAGGACUAUACACUCAAGGUGUCACAGGGAGGGAAGACCAUCUGCCUGAGUGGCUUCAUGGGCAUGGACAUUCCUCCGCCUGGCGGGCCGCUCUGGAUCCUGGGCGACGUCUUCAUUGGCCGCUACUACACCGUCUUUGACCGCGACGAGAACCGCGUGGGCCUGGCUGAGGCCACCCGUGUGUAGCCGGUGCACCCGCUGGCCGAGAAGGAAGUGUCCCGUUGGAGGCGGCGGCCGCCCCGCCCUCCCCCACCGCACACACUCGCCCGUUCACAGUCCAGCUGUCGGGAGGCCGCCGGCCUGAUGGGCCAUGGUUUUGUUCUGUGGUUUCCUCUCCCCAGAUUCAGAAUGCUGCCCGCCCGCCUGUCCGUCUGUCUGUCUAUCUGAUGGAGGGGUGGGCCCGGGAGCUACCGGUAGGCCCGCCAGGCUCAGUGCCUGUCGCUCGUCUGAAAGACCCAGCUCGGCUUGGUGGCCAGUCAGUGUGCGUCCCAGGCCCCUCCCCCCGGACUUCCUGCCCCCUCGGGGGCCUGGCUGCUCUGGCCGGGCCUCUGCACCGGGCCGUUCUCUCCGUCCCUCCAACGAGCCUGGGGCCCGGAGCUGGGUACUGCCACCCCACCGAACCCGUUUGUGUGUCCAGCCCAGUGACGAAGGGGGACCAGAAGGGCUAGGAGGGGACAAAAGCCAGCCUUGCGAGGCCUGAGGGUUAUCCUGGGGCUCAAGCCCAUCCAGGAGGACAUUGACUGGCCCGGGGUGGGACAGGAGGGGAGGGGGGCUUCUCUGUGGCUGCCUGCACUUGACCAGCAGGAAACCGAAGUCGACAUGAAAAUACAGUUCUUGGUUCUCUCUC